AUGUUUGCUUCGCCUGCUAAUCAGUCUAGGUGGUCUCUUGGAAUCCUGAUCUUCGAGAUGCUUUGCGGCUUUACACCGUUUUGGGACCAGGGGUCGCCCGUUAAGAUCUAUCAAAAUAUCCUUCAGGGCAGGAUAAAAUUUCCUCCAUAUCUUCUUCCUGAUGCCGUCGAUUUACUUUCGAGAUUGAUAACAGCGGACCUCACCAAGCGCCUGGGUAACCUGCACGGCGGCUCUGAGGAUAUCAAGAAUCACCCUUGGUUUGCCGAAGUAACCUGGGAUAGGUUGCUGAGGAAAGAGAUUGAUGCGCCAUAUGUACCCCCUAUCAGAGGAGGACAAGGAGACGCAAGCCAGUACGAGAACUACCAAGAAGAGGCAGAGCCGUAUGGCCAGAGUGGGGAGGAUCUUCACGGCCAUUUGUUCCCGGACUUCUAG
Aspergillus calidoustus is the source of this 432-nucleotide messenger RNA. NCBI's taxonomy places the organism in Eukaryota, Fungi, Ascomycota, Eurotiomycetes, Eurotiales, Aspergillaceae. The record is from the annotation of a GenBank genome assembly.